AUGUCCUCUUUUUGUUUAUACGGAAUAUUGUUCCUUAUAUGUGCACAAAGUGUUACAUCAUUUAGAAAAGGAAGCUCAGUCUGCAUUUUAGAUUAUGAGGAGGGCAUAUGCAGAGCUCUGAUAAAACGUUUCUACUACAACAGAGUAAAUAAAACGUGUGAAGUAUUUUAUUACGGUGGGUGUUUUGGAAAUGGAAACAACUUUCUAAGUAAAACAGAAUGUGAACUGAAGUGUAAUGGGACGAUUUACAUAACGGAAAAUCCAUCCGAGACAACUAAACAAACGGUGACAACAUCAACAUCGACCGACCAAUCAGAUAGUACUGAAGCAACAACCCCUACUCAGAAACCACUUGGAGUGGGUACUAAAAUAUUCUUAGAAUCAAAGGUGGAAAAUAACAUGAAUAUCCUCAAUAAUAAUAAUAACACUUUGUAUUCUUUUUUAACAAAAACUCCAGAUGAAAUAUGUGCUUUACCAUUGAAAAAAGGUUAUUGUCUACAAAAUAUACCACGUUUCUAUUAUAAUUCACUUGAAAAUAAAUGUCUACCAUUCACUUAUAAAGGAUGUGGUGGAAAUGAAAAUAGAUUUAAAACUAAAGAAGCCUGUGAAAGUAUGUGUAUGAAAAAGACAACAAUGAAAUCUAUAAAUAAUCAAACAAGAACAACAUUAUCAUGGCAAAAAGUUAAUGAGACAACGACACGAAUCAUUAAUUUAACAAAAUCAACUUUACAGAAAAAAUAG
Messenger RNA from Schistosoma margrebowiei, 741 nucleotides. NCBI's taxonomy places the organism in Eukaryota, Metazoa, Platyhelminthes, Trematoda, Strigeidida, Schistosomatidae. The record is from the annotation of a GenBank genome assembly.